AUGACAACAGCUGACGUGACUUGGAGCAAGGAGGAGACGAUUAAGGCCUUUGAAGAGGCGGGAAAUCUUAAAUUCUUGGAGCACAUAAACCUUUCCAAUAUCGAGAAAUGCUCGGAGACUGCACCUGUCUAUAUUUUCUACAUGCGCGGCCUACAAUGCUCACGUGAUCCGCGACUUGCUUAUCACUUUUGGGCCAAUUAUGCUGGCCGCCAUCAAUUUCAUUUGUUUACAGGUCAGCCUAAAGAUGAGUGCAUUAAUGCUACCAUCUUUCUUUACGUGCCUGACUUGGAUGACAUGGAAAAGAGCCUUGCAUCCGUAGCCGAUGAGCUACAAGGCACUAAGUUUGCUUACAAGCGUGUAAAUCGCGGCGCGAAAACGACGAUUGAUUAUCCGCAGGAGAAAUGGCACGAGCUAUUUGACAUAGCCGCAUAUGAUCAUCUCAAGGUGAAUGAUCCGUAUGGUAAUGAGCUAUGUCUCAAUGUGACGCCGAGACACUAUAACUCCAUUAAUCUGUCGUUGGGGAAGACGCUUCCAGUGACAAACGAUGUUGCCGGUGUACCACAAGGAUUGCCAUUUUUGUUGUAUCCAUGUCGUCCUGGUAUUGCCGAGGGUAUAUCCCGUUUCUUUGAGCAUUACCUGGGGGCCAAGACCGUGGUCACAAAGAAGGAAGGCAAUAUUGACCUCUAUCGCACGACGGUGUUUUGCGGCCCCAUUCAAUCCAUCGUCUUUGACGAACAAGAGUCCCAAAUGCAUAAUAAGGGCGAGUACGACGGUCAUCACGUGUGUAUUCAUAUCGAUCGCUUUAAAGAGUUCUAUGACAAGGCCUUUAAUGAAUCUAUGCAGUGGAACAAUGUGUUGUUCUUUGACCGUUGUGACACUUGGUUCGAAGCAAAUCGUGACCAGCAAUACCGCAUCCUACACUUGAUCGACCCAGUGGACAAGAAGUUCCUCAUGUCUUUCGAGAUGGAAAUCCGCUCAGCACAGCAUUUUCGCUACCUCAUUCACCGCAGCGAUGUGACAGAAGAAGAGGAAGCUGCUAAUGAAGUGCUUCGCAAAAAGAAUCUGUAG
Molecule: messenger RNA, 1068 nt
Organism: Plasmopara halstedii
Lineage: Eukaryota; Oomycota; Peronosporomycetes; Peronosporales; Peronosporaceae
Exons: 1
Coding region: 1-1068 (355 amino acids)
Source: RefSeq, a predicted model, not a curated record